AUGAGCUCCUCAUAUCUAGUGCUCAGUCUCAAGUUGGUGAGUGAAAGUGGAAAAGUAUCGGAGCGGCGCCUGGUGGACACGAAUUACAUCAGUUACGAGCACGACGAGGACGGAAAACCGUGGAAGGCGAUCAUCAAAAACAGUUACGGGGAUGUGGUACGUGUUUUUUUUUUGCAAUUUUCGAGUUGAAAAGUAGUGGAAAAAACAAUUUUUCAGAAAUUUGAGCUCUACUACGAUAUGCUCAUCGGUGACGGGUUCUACAGAGAAGGUAUGCGAACAUUUAGGAACGGGAACUUUCAUAUAAUUCUUUGUUUUCAGAGAACGCAAAGAGACGGUUGAUCCGAAACUUUGUUCGCAUUCGAAUCGAUCCGGAUCACCCGAAAAAUGUGAGGAGGUGAGUAUUAUCUGUCCGUUACACAGUAUUAUCCAUUUGAAUAAAUUUUGCAGAGCCGCUCUCGCAGUCAUCGCCUUCCAAGAGCCUCUGGACGUGUGGAAGUGGGUGCUGCCGGCUCGAAGGGAACUGAACAGAAUGAUCAGAAGGGCCAGGAGAGGUAUGUGUUAAAAUUGCAAAGAUCACAGUCUCCAGAGCUUACAAUGGGCACGCAAGUGCGCCCCGCCCAAUAGAGCGAUACAUUAGCGCGAAAUUCAAAUUUUAACAGCAAAUUUUGUGUUUUUUGCCAGAUUAGCCACGAAAAAUCGAUAAUUUUUCAUUUGUCUCACGAUAGACUGAUUGUAUAGGCCAUUACGAAUUUCUUAAGCGCAAGAGCGUCAAAUUUGGUCAAAUCGCAAAUCACAUUUAUCCGUUUGAAGGUUUUUGCCUAAAACUGCGUGAAUUUCAGUUGCUUUUCGGUAAUUUUCGCGGUUCGAGCGCUCAAAAUGUUUGUAUUUACGUGAUUUAUCGUUCUCAACACCAAUUCUGUGUGAAAACGGUCAAGAAAGCGCAAAAUGAGAAGUGCGGUUUUUAGGCGGCGAUCGGCGGCGAAGGCGAAAAAGCAAAGACGGCGAAAAAUGCGCAAAAACGUCAUUAAUUCUGAGAAUUAGUGUGUUUUCAUGUCGAACAAUCAUUUUUCAUCGCCUUUGACCACAAAAAUCAGAGAAAACCUGCUCAAUCCAUGCACCGGACAGAAAGGGCGCGCUGUUCGCAAUCUGUCCGAAUUUCUAGGCCGCGAAGUAAUUUUCCACUGAAAACGUGGCCUAACUUUUCAAACUCGGCCCCGAGGUCGCUCAAUUUGCACUGCAAAAAGAGUUUCUCAACAGAGCGCCAUUUCUGUGCGGUGCCCCUAUAAUAAUUCUGAGAACUAGUGUGUUUUCAUGUCGAAUAAUCAUUUUUCAUCGCCGUUGACCCCCAAAAAUCAGAGAAAACCCGCUCAAUUCAUGAGAACGCCAUUUGGCCGCCGAGGCCACGCGCUCAUAGUGUCAGCUCUGGAGACCGUGGCAAAGGGAAACAUUUAAAUACAUUUCUCCGCGAGCCCUCCCCCAAUAUUCUCUAAUUUCCAGAGCGCAGAGCUGCCGGACUGCCCGAAGUGCGGCCCCUCAAGCCGUACGCAUUCGACAAUCAGAAUCCGUAUGCGAAAGACCCGCGACGUCCGAGAGGAUACGAUCGGAAGACGUGGAUGGACCACGUGCCGCCCGACUCGGAGUCGCCCGAAGAGGACAAUACGACGGAGGAGGUGCGCGUGGCGAGUGUUACGCCGACGCCGGCCGACUCGGAUUGGGCCGCACCGCCGGAACCGUCCGCGCGGAUCGGAACUCCCAAACUGACGGACGACGUGGACGAGUCGCCGUGGGGCGAGAUGGCCGAUUGGCCCACGUAUUACAAGAAACCGGAAUCGCCACCGUUUGACGAUGUGCUCGAUUAUUCUCUGGAUCUGCUUGUCGCUGAAGUUGAGGAAGAGUCGAAGCGAGAUCAGGAGGAGAUGGAAAGGGAACGGGACAAGCUGGUUAACAGGUUCAAAAAUGUGGAGCCGGAAAAGGAGCUGGAGAUGGAGCUCGAACUGGCGCUACUCAACGGGCAAGACUAUAAGCCAGAGCGCGAGACAAUUCUUCGUGAGCCGGCGCCAGUAAAGCAUGAGAAACCGAUGGAGGAAAUUGACGAUAUCCCAGAGGAAAUGGAGGAGAAAGAGCAGGAAUGGGAGAUAAUUCACGAUGAGCCAAUGGAAACGGGCACUCCUGAAGCGCCAAAAUCUCCAGAACCUGAAAUUGAACAGGUGGCAGCGGAUGAUGUGAAUUUCGGAAACUUGAUCGGAGAAGUGCAGCCGGCCGGGUACUUUUCCGACGAGGAAGACCUGGAGCAGUGGCUGAAUCAGGAAGAUGAGCAGAAGUUGGACGAGGAUCAAGAGGAAGAGAAAGAAGAAGAGAAAGAACAGGAGCGAGAGCUAGAGGAGGACCAGGAAAAGGAGGAGGAAGAACAAGAGCAAGAGAUUAAUGACAGAGAGAAAGAAGAAGAGGAAGAAGAGCCGAAAGAUCGGCGGUACAGUCUGAAACGGAAGUAUGAGGUGGAAGAGGAGAAAGACGAAGAGGAGAAGAAGGAAGAGGCGAAUCAAGAAGUGAAGGAGAACGGAAAAGUCGCCGGAAGAAACAUGUGAGUCUUUAACAACAACUCGCGGUCUCCCACGGGGCGCUAAUGCUAAACACAGUGCGCGCGUAAAUUGCGGAGUGUCGUUGUAACUUUUUAAAAUUUGCAGUUCAAACCUUUAUAUUUCAGUUUAUUUUGCAUUUCAUGAGCCCAACGAGCGACAAAAAUGUUCGCUAGAUUUUUCUUUACAAAAACCCGGUUCCGGCGGUUGGGUUUCUUGACCAGUUUUCGAAAACUAUUCGAAAAACAUCAAAAUCCACGCAAAGACCUUCAAAUCGAAAUAACUCGGCUAUUUCUCAACGAUGUGUGAGAUUUCUGUUACCAAAACGCAGCUAAUGCUCUAAUUAUUCGAAUCGAGGUUCCGGGCGUUGAAAAUUGAAGUUGAAAAUGAAAACCGUUGAAAAUUAAUUAAUCGGCCGCUGCGUAAAUCGACACUGCCCGCCUGGUGCAAGUGCGCCCCAUUGAAAUCAUUCGCGCCGUGGGAGACCGUGCAACUGAGAUACAUCGUCUUGAAUAGACGGUAUUGGGGCUCCUGUUCAGUUCAGUAAUUACGGUACCUGUAAUUCUUUCAGAGUGCUCGACAAUCGUCGUAUUAUCGAAUUGAAAGCGCCGAUGCCGCCAUGCAGAACCCGAGCUCGAGGCGCCAUUCCAAACUCCAUCAAAGUCUCGAAGCGCCAACUCAUCCGCCAACGCACUCCGAUAGUCGCCGCCACAGCCGCCACACGACUCCUCACCCGACGCGUCGAGGUUCCGAAAUGCACUCGGGACAAUGCGCACAGAUGGUGAGUACUGUGUAAACAUUCAAAAUCCCAAAACGAAUUCGAAGUUCAGCCUAAACAACGAGAGCAGCACGAAUUGCUACAUAAACGCGACACUGCAGGCGCUCUCGAGCUGCUUCCCGGCCGUCAUUCGCAUCCGAUAUUUGUGCAAUCAGUACAUGGGCGUCACAAAUCGAUUCGAUCGUUUGACAAAAUCGGAGAGACGUCUGAUGUGAGUUUUUGUGCGACCGAGAAGUUGACACCAUUCGUUUUGUUCAGGUUCAUGUGCUUUGAUAUCGUCUACUGGCUCUCUCUGAGAUCGACCGAUUGGAAGGCAAAUGAUUGGUUCGAACCGAAGCAUCAAAGAUCGGAAGAAGCGCCGCUGGAUCCGAUUAAUAAAGAGGUAAGUGUCAUUCAUAGUGUAUUCACACUCUGACAAUAUGCGCUCUUUCAGUUCCUCGAAAGUUUCAAGCAGACAUUCUGCAGGAAGCACAAUUUUGCGCUCGACGAGCAACAGGACGCCUUCGAGUUCUUCAUGUUCCUCCUCACCGACUUUGAAGAUUCCAUUGCGAAAGUGGACGCGAGUCCAUUGACGAACGGAAACACCGCAAAAUCGAUUCCCCUGUUCCGAAUGAACCCGAAAGAGCCGUUCAAAAUGGACAUUGAGGAGGUGCGCAUUUGCAAAAAUUGCCGCACCCGGACCCUUUCGACACGGAUGGAGACCGAGCUGCGAGUGAAUGUGGAGCCAUAUCGGAAUGUGUUCGAUUUGUUGCUGAAGAAGCAGAAACGGUGGACGGACAUCAAGAGAAGAUGCGAGCGGUGCAAGUGUCCGGAGGCGAUCGAGUCGGAGAGGGUCGCCCGUUUUCCACAGUAAGUUCAUCGUGUCCACGCCACGGUCUCCAGAGCUAACAAUGGGCGCGCAAGUGCGCCCCGCCCAACAGAGCGCGAUAAAUUGGCGCGAAAUUCAAAUUUUAACAGCAAAAUUUGUGUUUUUUGCCAGAUUAACCACGAAAAACCGAUAGCUUCUCAUUUGUCUCUCGAUAGACCGAUUAUAUAGGCUAUUACGAAUUUUUUAAGCGCAAGAGCGUUAAAUUUGGUCAAGUCGCAAAUCAGAUUUAUCCGUUUGAAGGUUUUUGGCUAAAACUGCGUGAAUUUCAGUUGCUUUUCGGUAGUUUUCGCGGUUCGAGCGCUCAAAAUGAUUGUAUUUACGUGAUUUAUCAUUCUCAAAAUCAAUUCUGUCUGAAAACGGUCAAGAAAGCGCAAAAUGAGAAGUGCGGUUUUUAGACGGCGAUCGGCGGCGAAAGCGAAAAAGCAAAGUCCGCGAAAAAUGCGAAAAAUGCGCCAAAACGUCAUUAAUUCUGAGAAUUAGUGUGUUUUCAUGCCGAACAAUCAUUUUUCAUCGCCUUUGACCACAAAAAUCAGAGAAAACGUGCUCAAUUCAUGAAAACGCCAUUUGGCCGAGGUAUAUUAUAGGGGCACCGCACAGAAAUGGCGUUCUGUUGAGAAACUCUUUUUGCACUGCAAAUUGAGCGACCUCGGGGCCGAGUUUCAAAAGUUAGGCCACGUUUUCAGUGGAAAAUUACUUCGCGGCCUAGAAAUUCGGUCAGAUUGCGAACAGCGCGCCCUUUCUGUCCGGUGCCCCUAUAAUAUAUUGUCAGCUCUGGAGACCGUGCCACGUGGAUCUUUUGACUAGUCUAAAGCGGGACUGGGCAAAAAGCUCUGAGCUGGACAAAACUUUUUUGAGCUGGACAAACAAAACUAUUUUCAGAGUCCUGCUAGUGCACGUGAAUCGGCUGGAACAAGACGACAAACGAGACGAAGAAGUGUACCCGAACAUGGAGAUCACCGCCGACGAACUGGGCACUUUUAAGGAAAGGCCUUCGGCGUACGGUCCGAACAUUGCGUCGCUGAAAGAAGUGUCGCCAAACGACAGCUCUGUUGUUUCUUUAGAGCGGGUGCGUUAAUGAAGUGCAUAGCGGUUUUUCGAGAAAUGCUUACUUUUUUGCAGUCCGACUCCGAGCACUGGUUCCAGCCGAAUUUGGACCCAGAAACUCACGUGCAAAUGCUCAAAAGUAUGGGCAUUUAUCGGCAGCGAGUUGGAAUCGACGGAUACACGUGAGUUUAUUAGGAGCAGAACAAACCGAAAUGCUAUUAUUAUUUUGUAAUUUACAGAGCACACACGAAAGAAUAUCCGAAAAAGCCGGUGGCGCUGGGUAAAUUCGCACCGCCCGGGAAGACGCGGUCGGUGUCCGGCGACGGGAAUUGCUAUUUUCGUGCGCUCUCGUGGAUUCUGACAGGCCAGGAGAAGUCGCAUAGUCUGAUUCGGAAGCACGUGAUGAACGAGGUGUAUGAGCACAAAGAGCACUAUAAGCGGUACACCGAGGAGAACAUCACCGAGCACAUCACGAAGAUGCUGCGCGACGGCGAGUGGGCGACUCACGUCGAGAUCAUCGCCACCGCCGCACUCUUCAACGUCGACGUCUACACGUAUUUGGAGGGCGUCUGGAUUCGACACGCGCCGAGAACGCGGAAAGAGCAGCAGCAGCAGCAGCAGCAGACGGAUCGCGACCCGAAGGCUGUCGGAGCGAUUUAUUUGAACAAUCCGAACAACAACCACUACGAUCCGGUGCUCACGAUCGAGGGAUUCGGCGAUGCUGGUGGUCACGGUCCGGCCGUUCACGUCGCAAAGGUCGACACCGAAAUUGUGAUAUAUAAAAAACAUAAAUUUACAGAAUAAGUACAAGCUUUGCGCGGUGAUCUGCCACGAAGGAGAUAAGCAAAGCGGUCAUUACUUCACGUACAGCAAGGACUUGUACGAUGACAAAUGGUCGUACUGCUCCGAUCAGACGAUCGAAAAGAUCGAGACGUCGCGGCUGAAAAGGAGCUGGAGAAACACGUGCUACAUGCUCUUUUAUAACCUUCAGCCUCCGCCAAUCGAGCCAUUUUGA
This is a messenger RNA of Caenorhabditis sp. 36 PRJEB53466, 6281 nucleotides long. NCBI's taxonomy places the organism in Eukaryota, Metazoa, Nematoda, Chromadorea, Rhabditida, Rhabditidae. The record is from the annotation of a GenBank genome assembly.